UUGAAGCUCCGGAAACACGAAGAAGGUUUCGAUAAUCCGCUCUCAGACUGUUGAAGAAAACGAGCAACAAGGAUUCCGGAGCUCGUUUGGCAGUGGCGGGAGGACGGCGGUGUUUCGUACUAGACCUUUUCGAUAUUGUGCCUGACAGAGGUCGAAGAAACAGAGCGUAGCGCGUCGUACCGUAGCAUUGUGAAGUUCAAGAAGGCGGGAAGUGCAAGAGUAUGAUCAAAGCCGGAGGAGGAGGAGGUGGUGCUGGUGCUGGUGGGGGAGGAACUAGCAUUAUGGAGGAAGUGCAUCAGAAACUGGUGACAUUAAAUUACCCGAGGGCUUCCGUGCCAUUUCAAUCGCUUUUGUAUGCGGGGAGCGAGAGAUAUAUUCUUCUGGAAUGGCUUUUCUUCAAGCUUCUUGGUGAUAAAUCGCCCUUCACAAGGCAAGGACUAAUUGUUGAUGGAGGAGAUCGUGAUGAAGAAGGCACACGAACUCAAUACCUCGCGGAGAUCGCGAAGUUCCUGGGAUUAACACCAACCAUCGAUACUGAGGCUAUCCAGGGAAGAGGGACUUACGAGAAUCGGGCAGAGAUGCUACAGCUGAUAGUGAAUUUGGUAGAAGCCAGUUUCUCCGCUGACAACUCGGAAUGGAGUGUCGAUGACCAGGUCUCGAAAGAUAUCCAAUUAGUCGAUGCGAUAGCGGAGAAGCAGGCACUUGUUUUCUCUGAUGAGUGCAAACUUUUUCCUGGAGAUGUUCAAAGUCAGUCUUACUCAGCAGUUCCAGAUGUCGUAGAGCUUGAAGGAAAAUUCAGUGAGUAUCUCAGAGAAGUAACUCGGCUCCAACAGAUUGUGGAUAGACAUGCGUCAAAGUUAAUUUACAAACCAGAUGAAGAUCACACAGAAGCAGAAUCGGCAUUGCGGAUGCAGCUUGAAGCGUUUCUGGAAGUCGCCAAGGCUUUUGACACUAUCUACACGAAGGAAAUUCGUCCAUGGACGCACAUGAUGGAGCUGCCUCAACUCCAUGGUCUUGGGCCAGCUGCUGCGCGUUUGUUGGAUUCAUACAAGCUACUACUUCAGCUUCUACGCAAUCUAAGAAGUUUAAGAGAUUCCCAUGCUGCGGUGGCCAGCGGUGGUCUAGAUGGUGUCGGUGAGGAGGACGGAACUUCUACAGACGCUUCUCCUUUGGGACGUCUAAUUGGCGAGUGUGAACAAGCACUGAUUGUUCUCAACAAUGGACUCAGCAUAUUAUCCACUUCUCGUUCAAGAGUGAAAGCUCCGAAAGUCAGGUAGAAAAGAAAUGAACAUUUUUUUGAAAUGUUCAAAUUAUUGUAUUUGUAUUCAUUUUUUACGGGGACUGUUGCCUAGCGACCUGCAUCUCGAAGGAUCACUCUAGCCUGUUGUUUACUAUUUUUAAAAGUAUCAAAUAGAAGGUUGACUUCGUAACUGUAGGACAUCCUGCAUUGUUCAUCAUCACCAGUUCACUGUAAUCAUAUUUCACUCCUCUUGAAGGAGUAGCACUACCGUUGUAUUGAUCUCGGUAGCUUGAUGGAGUAUUUGGUUUUCGAGUUCCGUACUCAGGACCUUGGAUCUCAGCAUCUGUUAUUCUCACACGCUACAUUACUGAAUUGCAGUUUA
Marchantia polymorpha subsp. ruderalis is the source of this 1622-nucleotide messenger RNA. The record is from the annotation of a GenBank genome assembly. NCBI's taxonomy places the organism in Eukaryota, Viridiplantae, Streptophyta, Marchantiopsida, Marchantiales, Marchantiaceae.